Molecule: messenger RNA, 4112 nt
Organism: Cotesia glomerata
Lineage: Eukaryota; Metazoa; Arthropoda; Insecta; Hymenoptera; Braconidae
Product: structural maintenance of chromosomes protein 4-like
Exons: 3
Coding region: 204-4064 (1286 amino acids)
Biological process (GO): mitotic chromosome condensation
Cellular component (GO): chromosome
Molecular function (GO): ATP binding; ATP hydrolysis activity; protein binding
Source: RefSeq, a predicted model, not a curated record
GCGCAUGUGCAGAAAAUUUUUUGCUCUUCAAACUUCAACGGUUUUCGUUGUUGUUUACUGUGUUUACUAGCGUCAUGUGAAAUGUAAUUAUAUAGAAGCCUGUGAUUAAUUAAUUUUAAUAGAAAGAUUGUGUAUUUAAUGAAGAUUUGUUGAAUUUUAUUUAAAACUUUAAUUAGAAAUAAUAAGUAUAAAUAAAAAAAAUAAUGUCACCGAAGCGUUCUCGAGAAAACGAUGACUCCGACUUGGAGGAUGAUGAGCAGUCAGACGAAGAAGAAGGAAUCCGAAUCGAUGACGAGAUAUAUAUUCCACCACCUCCACGUCGAUUGAACCAAACCAGCGAAAAUGGUGCUCGUCUCAUAAUUUCCAAGAUAAAAAUCACGAAUUUUAAAAGUUACGCUGGUAAAGUUGAACUUGGACCGUUCGAUAAACAUUUUUCAGCCAUCAUCGGUCCGAACGGUAGUGGAAAGAGUAACGUUAUCGACGCGAUGCUCUUCGUUUUCGGAUUCCGCGCAUCUAAGAUCCGUUCAACAAGUGUCGGCGUUUUAAUCCACAAUUCCGCUGAGCACCCUAAUAUCACGAGCUGCAAAGUUUCUAUAUACUUCGAAAAAGUAAUUGAAGAGCCUGAAGGCUACCGGACAAUUCCAAACACCCAGCUCAAGAUUUCUCGUCGUGGAUAUAAGAAUAAUUCUUCACGUUACGAGAUGAAUGACAAAGAAGUGCCGUUUAAAGCGAUCGAACGUCAACUAAAAAGUGAAGGAAUUGAUCUCGAUCUCAGUCGAUUCUUGAUUUUACAGGGUGAGGUUGAGCAAAUUGCCCUGAUGAAGCCAAAAGCUGCCAACGAGAACGACACGGGAAUGUUGGAGUUUCUUGACACCAUCAUUGGGACCAACAGGAUCAAAGAACCAUUGCUCAAAAUAUCCGAGAAAUUGGAAGAUUUGACUGAAAAGUUCAAAGAUGAUGAGCGACGCCUGCGGGUGGUUGAAGAACAACGCGAUGACUUGCGUGAACUGAUGAAGGAAGCUGUUCACUACUUGAAGAGGGAAAAUGUUAUUACUGAAUUAAGAAAUACCUAUUUUCAGGUCAAAAAGUACGAAACUCUACAAGAGGCAAAGGAAAAAGAAGAUGCAAACCGCGAACUUGAGGAACAGCACGCGAAUUUGAUGGAAGAAAUAAAAAAUGUGAAGAAAAACUACGCUGAGAAGACUAGCGAGUACGAUGAGAAGAAUAAAAAAUGGUCGGAUGUCCAACGCACAAAAGAUAAGAUUGACCAACGGUACCAAGAACUCUGUACUCAUGAUCAAAAUUUACACAGUCAGCUCGUCGAAGCAAACAAGCGUCGGAAGGAAAAUAAAGUGAAGAUUGAAAAAGAGCUAGCGAAUCUGGAGGAGCUUCAACGAGCGCCGGAGAAAAAUGCUAAAGAUAUUGAAGAGUGCGAAAAUUUUAUUGAGAAACAGAAGGUCAUUUACGAUCGCGAGAAACGCGAGCUAGAAGAAAUUACUCAAACAAUUCAACAGAAAACAGAGCCGCUCACUAAAGAGCGUGAUGUUUUCGAACGGCAGAGGAUGAAGUUUACCGAAGAGUUGAACCAAGCUCGCGCUGCUUUAAAUCUCGCGGAAACUGAGCUCAAUGUGUAUUUGUCGAUGGAAGAGACCGAGCGGGAAGCGUUAGAAAAAGUUACCGAUGAACUUCAAACAGCUACACAGAAAAUUCAAGAAUACGACCGAGAGUUGAAGAGCUUAGAGAAGAAACUACCGAAGACAGAGGAGUCUUUUCAGAAAGCUAAGAAUAGAUUGAAGGUAGUUAAGGCUCGAGAGGCUGAAUUGAGUGACAAGUUGAGCAAGCUGCGAGCGACAUACAAUGAACAAAGUCAUGCGAUGAACAGCAACAAGUCAAGAAAUAAAAUUUUAGUGGCUUUGAUGGAGGAAAAAAAUUCCGGAAGGAUUCCGGGGAUAUUAGGUCGGCUUGGAGACCUUGGGGGUAUCGACGCGAAGUAUGACAUUGCAGUCUCUACAGCUUGUGGACCGCUGGAUAAUAUUGUUGUAGAUACCGUGGAGACCGCCGAGGCUUGCAUUAAUUUUUUGAAGGAAAAAAAUAUUGGUAGAACGACUUUCAUUGCUCUGGAGAAGCAGCAGCACUUGGUGGAACAGAUGAACAAGGCGAUUAAAACUUCAGAGAAUGUACCUAGGUUGUUUGACUUGAUAAAAGUCAAAGAUCAGCGAGUGAAACCGGCGUUUUAUUUCGCUUUGAGGAACACUCUGGUCGCGCAGGACCUGGAGCAGGCCACCAGGAUUGCUUACGGAGAAAGAAGAUAUCGUGUGGUAACUCUCAAGGGUGAGUUGAUUGAAACUUCCGGGACCAUGUCUGGAGGAGGCAUUCGUGCAAUUUCGGGACGCAUGGGUCAGAGUGUAAGAACAGCUGAGGUCAGUCCUGAGGAUCUUGAAAAGUUGAGAAAGAAGUUGGAUGAUGUUUUCAACGAGUGCAAUACGCUGAGAGCUCAGCAACCAGCUUUGGAGGAACAGGUCAGGACUUUGACAACAGAACUCCAGGAGAUGCAGAAGAACAAGGUCCAAUUUUCGUCUCAGUUUGAGAAAUUCAAGGCCUUGGAACUGGAGUUGAAGAAAAAGUUGAAACUUCAGGAAAAUAAAGUCAAGAAGGCUGUUAUUGAUCCUAAAAAGGUCGAGCAACUUACAAAGGCUAAAGAUGAAAUGCAGGAAGAGUUUGAAAGUGUUAAUAGCAAGUUUCAGAAGAUUCAGGAUAAGAUUGAUAAAAUUAAUAGUAAGAUAAAUGAAAUCGCGGGGAAUAGGAUUAAUGAAAAGAGAAAAUUAAUAGAUAAUCUUAAGGAGGGAAUUGAGAAGGCCAAAAAAGAAAUCAUUCGGUUGAAAGUCGCUUCUAAUGCAGCAAAGAAAAAUGUUCCUAAAAUAAAACAAAAAAUUGAGGAUAUGGAGAAUUCGAUUGAGCAGUGUGUUAAGAUUAUAACUGAUAGCCAGAAAGAGAAGGCUGAGUUGGAAGAAGAAGCUAAAGAAUUGAAAAAGAAGCAGACUGAGUAUCUAGAAGCCUUGCGGGAGCGAGAUCAAAUUCUUGAAGGGCUAACUCAAGAGAUUAAGGAACUCAAGUCUCAAGCAAAUGCUCUUAAAUUGAGUAAAAUAGAUUUGGAUUCGAAGGUUGAUGCUAGUAGGAAAGAGAUCGCUGAGUACCAAAGAAAAGUUAAGGAUUAUGAUGCUAAACUGGCGGCAUUAAAGUUAAACAAGAUUCCAGAACACGCGGAAGAGACUUUAAAAGAAUUUACCGAUGAUGAGCUGGCCAACUUGGACGCCAAGACAGUGGGAGCAAAUUUGGCUGCAGCGAAGGAAAGAUUGCCUAAAGAGAUGCCGGAUCUGAAAUGUAUAGAGGAAUUUGAAAGAGUAAAUCAACGAUAUUUAAAGCGUGCGAAUGAAUUCGAAGAACUAUCAACAGCUAAAAACAUAAUGCGUGAUCAUUACAACUCAAUAACAAAGAUGAGACGCGAUGAAUUCAAAGUUGGGUUUGAUAAAAUCUGUCAAUCGCUAAAGGAACUCUAUCAAAUGAUAAGUCACGGAGGUGCAGCUGAUCUCGAGUACGCAGACUCUCUGGACCCUUACGCCGACGGAAUCGUCUUAAGUAUUAGACCGCCGAAAAAGUCCUGGAAAAACAUCAGAAAUUUAAGUGGAGGUGAGAAAACUUUGAGCUCGUUGGCGCUGAUCUUUGCCUUACACAACUACAAGCCUACUCCUCUCUACUUCAUGGACGAGAUAGACGCGGCGUUGGAUUUUAAGAAUGUUUCUAUUAUCGCGAACUAUAUUCAAGACUCAGCUAAAAAUGUCCAGUUUACCGUGGUUAGCUUGAGGUCGGAGAUGUUCGAGCUAGCCGGAACGCUGGUUGGAAUUUACAAAACCAAAAAUGCCACCAAAUCGGUCAUCGUGGACAUGGUAAAAUUCUAUAAGCUGCAUCCGGAGUUUAAAAAAAAAGAUCUUUACGACAAUCCACCGCGCAAACACGAAAAUGGUCAUCAUAAUGAGAAUAUGCCAUUGACGGUAAAAAACGCAUGAAAAGCUCCUCCAUUCGUAAUGUAUAUAAAUAUAAAUAGUUCAAUUCAA